Messenger RNA from Striga hermonthica, 831 nucleotides. NCBI's taxonomy places the organism in Eukaryota, Viridiplantae, Streptophyta, Magnoliopsida, Lamiales, Orobanchaceae. The record is from the annotation of a GenBank genome assembly.
AUGGCAGCGGCGUUUGGAGCUGCGACCGCGUUGGCGGCAGCCGAGAAUACCAACGCUUAUUUGCCGAUUAGCCGCCGGCAUUUGCCUCAUCUCUCCCAUUCGGACAAGGUGACCCUCCGCCUCUCCACCAGGCUCCGCCUCCGCCUCUACUCCAAGAGCAUUCAGCCUGGCCGGAACUGUUCUGCCGUGGUAAGAGCUCAAUUGAACGAGGUUGCCGUGGAUGGACCGCCGGAAAGUGCUAUAAAAGCAGAGGGAACUCUGUCCGAAGCCAAGCUGUCAAACGAGCCAGCUUUGGCAUCAGAAGACUCACUCUCAGAAUUUAUGAAUCAAGUUUCCAGCCUUGUCAAAAUGGUUGAUUCCAAGGACAUUGUGGAACUGCAAGUGAAACAACUUGAUUGUGAAAUCUUAAUACGUAAAAAGGAGGCUUUGCCAUCACCACCUGUUCAAUACGUUCAGGCACACCCUCAGACUCAGACUCAGACUGUGAUUACGCCUCCAGUUCCUGUCCAUGUCCCUACAGUGUCUACAGUUCCAAAUGCACCGCCUUCUCCUAAGUCAACUCCAGCACUUGCACCUCAAGCACCCAAGUCAUCUUAUCCACCUUUUAAAUGCCCUAUGGCAGGAACCUUCUACCGCAGUCCAGCACCUGGUGAACCGCCAUUUGUCAAGGUUGGGGAUACCGUUACGAAGGGACAGGUCCUCUGCAUCAUCGAGGCCAUGAAAUUGAUGAAUGAGAUUGAAGCUGAUCAAUCUGGUACAUUAGUUGAGAUCCUAGUAGAAGAUGGGAAGCCCGUCAGUGUUGGCACCCCUCUUUUUGUGAUUCAACCAUGA